This is a messenger RNA of Calidris pugnax (ruff), 1515 nucleotides long. It is a transcript of the gene SLC35A1, whose product is annotated as solute carrier family 35 (CMP-sialic acid transporter), member A1. Lineage: Eukaryota; Metazoa; Chordata; Aves; Charadriiformes; Scolopacidae. Bases 29 to 1120 code for a protein of 363 amino acids. Gene Ontology annotation, molecular function: pyrimidine nucleotide-sugar transmembrane transporter activity. Gene Ontology annotation, cellular component: Golgi membrane. The record is from RefSeq and is a predicted model, not a curated record. Gene Ontology annotation, biological process: pyrimidine nucleotide-sugar transmembrane transport. The transcript is spliced from 8 exons.
GACGCUCUAGGCGGCCGCGCCGCUCUCUAUGGUGCGAUGGGAGGAGCGGCGGGGCACGGCGGGCGGCUCCGGCCCGGCGGUCUGCGAGCUUUCCGCCGGCACCAUGUCGGCUGCGAAAGAAAAUGUCAGCCUGCCGUUCAAGCUGUACUGCCUGACGGUGAUGACCCUGGUUGCCGCCACGUACACGGUGGCGUUGCGGUACACAAGGACGGUGGAGACCGAGCUCUACUUCUCCACCACGGCUGUGUGCGUCACGGAAGUCAUCAAGCUGUUCUUGAGCGUGGGCAUCUUGGCUAAAGAAACUGGGAGUCUGGCAAGGUUAAUAACAUCUUUAAAAGAAAAUGUAUUCGGAAGUCCUAAAGAAUUGCUGAAAUUAAGUGUCCCGUCUUUGGUGUACGCCAUCCAAAACAACAUGGCCUUUGUGGCUCUUAGCAACUUGGAUGCAGCAGUCUACCAGGUGACGUACCAGCUGAAGAUCCCUUGUACAGCUUUGUGUACAGUCCUAAUGCUGAACCGCACCCUCAGCAAGCUGCAGUGGUUCUCUGUCUUCAUGCUGUGUGGUGGUGUCACCCUUGUCCAGUGGAAGCCUGCUCAGGCCACCAAAGUCCAGGUGGAGCAGAAUCCAUGGCUGGGGUUUGGAGCCAUCGCUGCUGCUGUGCUGUGUUCAGGAUUUGCAGGAGUUUAUUUUGAGAAGGUCUUAAAGAGUUCGGAUACUUCCUUGUGGGUGAGGAACAUUCAGAUGUACUUAUCUGGGAUUGUGGUGACUUUAUUUGGUGUGUACAUGUCAGACGGAGCCCAAGUUCUGGAGAAAGGCUUCUUCUAUGGCUACACACACUACGUCUGGUUUGUCAUCUUUCUGGCCAGCGUAGGCGGCCUCUACACCUCGGUGGUUGUUAAGUACACAGAUAACAUUAUGAAAGGCUUCUCUGCGGCGGCAGCCAUUGUUCUUUCUACUGUGGCCUCAGUCAUCCUCUUUGGCCUCCAGAUAACCGUUACCUUCUUCCUGGGUGCUCUCCUGGUGUGUGUUUCUAUUUACCUCUACGGGUUACCUCGGCAAGACACCACAAAAAUCCAGCCAGCAGAGACCAAGAGCUCAAAAGAGGGACUUGCUACUGUGUGACGCCGUCGGUAAAAAUGGACUUUAAAAAAAACACAAAUGCAUUUUUUAAAAAUUAGCCUUAAGCUAGUCAUGAAGUGGUUUAAGUGGGAUAAGCUAAAAGCAGAAGUUAGUUCUGUUUUGACACGUGGAGUUUCCAGUGGCUGAUGCUGAGGCUGCGUUACGGCCGAGGAGCUGGACGGGCAUUUUAUGGAAGGUUUUCUUCAUCCACAUGGGACAAUGAAGAGCCCCUUACACAAGGAAAGCAGAAUGAAGGAACUGAACACUCAAUUGUAUAUAAUGUACAUAACGGAGGGGGAAAGUGGUUCUUUGUGUACUUGAUAAACUGUCUUGCCCUUUGAGGGCAGAAAUGCCCAAAAGCUUCAUAAAAAUACAUUAAAAAAGAGCAAUUACUGCCA